AACAAAAAAAAAAAAAAUCACAGAGACAGAGAGAGACAGAAGAAACAGAGACUCCUCGAAGCUUAAAAAAAUGAUGAUGGAGAGUAGAGAUCCAGCUAUUAAGCUCUUCGGUAUGAAAAUCCCUUUAACGGCGGUUUUUGAAUCGUCGGUUACUGUGGAGGAUGAGGAAGAAGAUGACUGGAGCGGCGGAGAUGGAGGAGAUGACAAAUCACCAGAUAAGGUAACUCUAGAGAUAUCAGAUAAGAACAACAAGAACUGUAACGACAACAGUUUUAACAAUUCGAAUGAUUCGAAACCCGAAACCGUGGACAAAGAGGAGGCGACAUCAACCGAUCAGAUAGAGAGUAGUGACGAGCCUGAGGAUAAUCAGCAGACGACAGCUGACGGUAAAACCCUGAAGAAACCGACUAAGAUUCUGCCGUGUCCGAGAUGUAAAAGUAUGGAUACUAAGUUCUGUUAUUACAAUAAUUACAACAUAAACCAGCCUCGUCAUUUCUGCAAAGCUUGUCAGAGAUAUUGGACUGCUGGAGGGACUAUGAGGAAUGUUCCCGUGGGGGCAGGACGUCGUAAGAACAAAAGCUCCUCUUCUCAUUACCGUCACAUCACUAUUUCCGAGGCUCUUGAGGCUGCGAGGCUUGAUCCGGGCUUGCAGGCAAACACUCGGGUUUUGAGUUUUGGUCUGGAAGCUCAUCAACAGCUCGCUGCUCCUAUGGCACCUGUGAUGAAGCUACAAGGAGACCAAAAGGUCUCAAACGGAGCUAGGAACGGGUUUCAUGGGUUAGCGGAUCAACGGCUUGUAGCUCGGGUAGAGAAUGGAGAUGAUUGCUCAAGCGGAUCCUCUGUGACCACCUCUAACAAUCACUCGGUUGAUGAAUCAAGAGCACAAAGCGGCAGAGUUGUUGACACACAAAUGAACAACAACAACAACAUGAAUGGUUAUGCUUGCAUCCCUGGUGUUCCAUGGCCAUACACGUGGAAUCCAGCGAUGCCCCCACCGGGUUUUUACCCGCCUCCAGGGUAUCCAAUGCCGUUUUACCCUUACUGGACCAUCCCGAUGUUAUCACCGCAUCAAUCCUCAUCACCUAUCAGCCAAAAGGUUUCAAAUCCAAACUCUCCUACUCUCGGAAAGCAUUCGAGAGAUGAAGAAUCCGCGAAAAAGGACAACGACACAGAGCGGAAACAGAGGAACGGGUGCGUUCUGGUCCCAAAAACGUUGAGAAUAGACGAUCCAAACGAAGCAGCAAAGAGCUCGAUAUGGACAACAUUGGGAAUCAAGAACGAAGCGAUGUGCAAAGCCGGUGGUAUGUUCAAAGGUUUUGAUCAGAAAACGAAGAUGAAUAACAACGACAAAACCGAAAAUUCCCCUGCUCUUUCUGCUAACCCUGCUGCUCUAUCAAGAUCACACAAUUUCCAUGAACAAAUUUAGAGUUAUAUAUGUAUAUGUAUAUAUGUAUGAUUGUAUGUAUAGAAUUGGAGAAUGAUGAGUUUUUGAGAAUCAAACUCUUUUCUUCUU
This is a messenger RNA of Arabidopsis arenosa, 1513 nucleotides long. Lineage: Eukaryota; Viridiplantae; Streptophyta; Magnoliopsida; Brassicales; Brassicaceae. The record is from the annotation of a GenBank genome assembly.